UAAAGUUAAUCGUUUACAUGCUUAUUGGAAACAUGUAUUUUUUUUUGUGAAUGAAGAUAUCUGAAUAAUAAAAAACAGCGCAAAUUUGCGUUAUAAAGUAAUAAUUAAAUUUACUGUGAAAUUUUCUAUUAUUAGUAUUUCAUACACGUUGUUAUUUAAGUGGAAUUAGUGUAAUUCCAAAAACAACCUGCAAAGACGAUGUGAAAACGUAAGAUAGAUAAAUAUGGAAGAGUAGAUUCAACUCAUGGCUAAAGGCGCUGGCAUUGAUAAAAGGAAGCAAGGAAGUUUAAAUAAAGUAAGAACAUGUUCACACUCAUUAUUUCACUACAAAAUUGCUGUCAAAUUUCAAACAACAUCGAGUGAAAUUUUUAAGACAAAACAAAAAAAAGAAUAUAAAAAUACCAACACUAAAAGCAUUGACGAUUUUCAAAAAGAUAUAUUCAGAAUACUCAAGGAGUGUAUACAUACAGAUCUAUGCAUUUUACAUAAGUCAGAUGUACUUGAAAUAAAUAGUUGUAUUUUUAAAGCACGAUCUCCACAUUUAUACCAUGUAUUAAAAAACAAAUACUUUACUACCAAUACCAGUCCAAUUCAAUGCUACUUAAAUAUAACUGAAAUUUAUCAACAAAUUACUGAAUUUAUAAGACUUUUAUAUUGUAAUUCGGAUAUCUCAAAGGAGGAACAACGAUUGAUACAACUCAUAUUUCAUAUUGAAAAUAAUCUAGACGUGAUUAAUCCAUUUUUAGAAGUAAAUGUAUCAAAUGAAACUGAUGAUGCAGUUGAUUUAAGUCCUAAUACUUCAGAUAUGGCAGAUUCCGGAUUAGAAACAGGAUCAAUCAGUUUUCACGAGAAUACAGAGUCUGAAAAUUCUGGAACUGAUAUUGAAGAGUCACAUGUGACUGAUUGUGUAUCUACUGAUGAUGACUUUAUUCGAGUUUCUGUUAGUGGAGAUGUAGAAAGAGGGAAUAAAACUACUCCAAGCUAUCGAAAAGACUGGUGUCAUCAAGACCUCAUAGAGAAUAAGGUAGCAGGAACCAUAUCAAAUGAUGAUUGUGUGUGCAGCGUCAGCAAAAUAGAAAAAAAUAUAUCACAAUCAAAUUAUGAUCGGACUGACCGAGAAUUGGAGAACUGUGAAAUUGAUGAUAUUACUCGUUAUGAAAACGAAGUAUUAAAUGAACCAUUCUAUGAAUCAGACUCUAAUGAUAAUGAGCAGAGUUGUUCAUUUGUUCCAACAAGUUCAUUUGAAUUUAUAGAGCCAGGAAACUCAUCACCAGUAACGAAUAUAGAUAGACAAGAAUAUUCUAAUACAUCUGAAAAAGAUAAAAGCUUUAAUUCAAAAAUACGAAAUGUUACAACUGAUAAUGAACAUCAUGUCAUACCUCAUUCCAGUGCUCUUACAUUAAACACGAGUUCUUCUAGCGUGAAUAAUUAUUACUUUAUAGAUGCAUCAAGCCUUAAUGACGACAAUGAAGUAACUUGUUCGAAAAAAAGUGAAGAUCAAUCUCAAAUUAGUUUAAUAAAAUUACAAGGAAAUGUCAGUCAUAUUCAAUCACCAUCUGGAAGUCAAGAAAAACAAAGCAGUAACUUAAUUCGAAAGACUGCAUUAUCAAGUGGACAUGAAUCAACAGCAAAAUUUGAACGUGAAUUAAAACUCGUAGAAUAUUUAAAGCCGGUUUCAGAAACAAAAAAAAUAAAACGUAUUGAUUCUGCUACAGAAGAAAAACCGAUUGAAAAAGAAGCUUUAGUAGUAGAGAUAAAAGAAGCAGAUAGCGGAGAAAGUAAUCAUCCUUCGCCAUGUAUUGAUAAUAACAAAAAAGCCCAAUACGAAAAUGAAGAAAAUGAUAAUGAUGAUUUAAUAGCUAUCAAUAUUGAUAAUACUCAAGACUCUCAGUAUUCUUUAGUAAGGUGUAACACAUUUGAAUUAGAAUCAGGUGAUAAACUUCUAUCACGUUUUCGUCAAGAAGAUGAACGUCGACAAGGUCAUUUAAUAUUUAAAAAUUCAAUUCCACAAUACUCAAGCCAUCGCGUUGAUGAUGAUUUAACAUUUAAUGGCAAAAAUUAUCCUUCCAUGUCAUACUUUUCUGAUUCAGCACACAAAAAUCAAGAAAAUAGAGAUAUUGAAUAUUCUGGCAGUUUAAAUGAAGUAUUUUAUUACUCACAAUCUGCUGGAACUUCAUCGAAAUCAUUCAAUAAUGAUAACUCAAAUCACGCAAACAAUUCAGACAAAAAUUAUCCAAUAACAAAAAGUGCAAGUGACAAAUUUUUAGCUGAUAAUUCAGAAACAGAUGAUAACUCUACUGCGGAUUGUAACAGUUUACCAAUAACUUUAAAUCCUUCAUCACAAGGAAAUCGUUUGGGAGUAAUGAAAAGAACUAAAAGAGAUGAAAUGACCCCUAUAGUUUCUGGAGGCGUUUGCACUAAUGAUUAUUCGAGACCCACAGACAGUCCUACUGUUCGAAGAAAAACUGAAUCAACUCCAAUCGUGUCAGGGGGUUCUGUACUCUCUGAUCAUCCAUUAAAAGAAAUUAAACCUACCCGUAUGUCAUCAUCAAUGACCACGUGGGUAGUUGAUAUGAGUGACUGUAAGAGUAAUUUAAAAUCUGUUAAUGGAUCUUCUUCGAGUAGUAUGUCUCAAAGUUAUUCUUUCUCAGAUUCAAGUAAUAAAAAUUCAUCUAAAGUGAAAUCAUCAGAAAAACAAGGAAGUUUGGGAUUUUUUGUUAAUUUAAAAGAUAUUAAUAAUUCGACAAAAGUAUUAAGUAGUGAAAAACAAACAGAAUCUAAUAAAGAUAUCCCAAAACAAUCUUGUGAAUUUUUUAUUGAUAUUUCGAAGACUGAAAAAACUAUCAAUAAAUGUGAAAAAAAAGAAAUUAAUAAUUUGAAGGAACAUUCAGGUGAAAGUAGUGAAAAGAAAAAUAUUUUCUCAAUGUUUAUUGACUUGAAUGAGCCCAAUCGUAAAAGCUAUGAAGAAGACACAAAAGAAAAAAAAUUACAUCGACUUCCACAUCGUUCAACAGAAGACGAAAAUAAUUCUGGGCAUGGUUCUGGUGGUGGAUCUUCUUCAUCAAAUGAAUCUCGUUCGAAAGAUAAAAAAUCAAGUGUCUUUAUGUUCAUUGAAUCAGAUUCUCCAGUUGUAAGACGAAGAACCCUUUCAACAUCUCGGCCAGUUUUACAAAGGCAUUCUUGGAAUGUUGACAAAUCACAAAAUCAAAAUAGCAAACUGACUGAAGAUAUAGCUUUUUCUCAAGAACAUAAACGAGCUCAUAGUAUAUCAAUUGAACCGGGAAUUGACAAAAUUCUGCAGGAUAAAUCAAGUAGUUUAAAAGCUUCAUUAAACCACGAAAAAUCGACAUCUCUUCAUCUGUCAAUGUUAUCAACAGGAAAGAGUAGUAAAGUUGACGUGUCUUUUUCGAGUUUCGAUAAUGAAAUGAGAGACACGCCCCCGAAUUCUCAUGUAGAAUUACUUAAUGAUGAUCGUCAUAGUUCUUUAAAACGCGAAGAAUUUAAAGAUUCUAGCAGAACUUCUGAAGUAAUCAAUUCUAGCUUUGAAGCAUCGAUGGAUCCUAAAGCUUUUGAGGAUGAUCAAUCAGAGAUAUCUACUUGGGAAAAAACAGCUACAGAGAGUACUGAAGGCCAUACGAGAAAAAGUGAAACCUUUGAUAUCAGUAGUGGAAGUAAUAGUGGACCAUCUCCAGGAAGUGAUAAUCAAGAUUUAGAUCUUGGAAAUUAUCGAAGUCGAUCUGCUUUUAAAGAAAAGCGACGAGAAAAUUCAAAAUCGACGAAAAUAUUAGAGACUCACAAAUCUUUGACAGAAACUAUCAAAAAGAUUGAAUGUGAGUUUGACAAGCCUGAAUAUGGAAAUCUAGAAACUAGCUGUGAAGACAUGCCCAGUGAUUCUAAUACGAAAUUAAAUGACGAAAAAGAGAGUAAAGCUUCUUGUUCCGGAUUUGUAAGGCUAUCAGAUUUGGAUAAAGCUCCAAUAAAAGAUAAAGUAGAAAUUGAAGAAAAUAUUAAAUCUCGAAACUCACGUUAUAGAAUGAGUAAUAGCAUUCCAGAAAUGUCUUGGGUUGAAAGCAAAUUAGCUAUGAAUCGAACAACAGGUUCUUGCCAAAUGAGAAUUCCUACAAGAAAGUUUACAUCAAUUAUGAGCACAUCUUUACCUGCUAAACAUAAAUCUCCUAUUGAAGAAUUUGGAAAUGAAGGUGAUGGUGAUGGCAUUAUAUCUGAAUCAGAUCUCAGUAGUAUGCAGAGUAGUAUGGGCCGUUCAGGAGCAGAUAUUAGUACAGAAGAAACUGAAACAUCUAGUUUUGCUAACACAAAACCUUAUAAUCGACUUGGUGAAGACUUAUUGAGAAUGUUUUUAGAAGAGAUCAACCCCGAUGUAACUAUAGAUGUUGGUGGACGAAGAAUUCGUGCUCAUAAAUGUAUUCUUAGUUCUAGGUGCCAGUAUUUCGCAGCUAUUCUUAGUGGUGGUUGGAUUGAGAAUGCUGGAAAUAUUAUAUCUCUUCAAGGAUAUUCUUAUUCUUCCGUUCAUUUUGCUUUAUGCCAUAUUUAUAGUGGAGAAAGCAAUAUUCCUGAUUCGAUUAGCAUUGUAGAAUUGGCUACUCUAGCAGAUAUGCUUUGUUUAGAAGGACUGAAAGAAGUUAUCGGUUAUACUAUUAAAAUAAAAUACUGUCAUCUUUUCCAUAAACCUUGCCAAUUAUGUGCAGUGGGUGUUUUAGAGUGUAUGCCACUUGCUGCUGCUUAUGGUCUUGAUGAAAUCUACAGGAAAUCUCUACGAUGGAUUACUAGACAUUUUGUACGUAUUUGGCCUUGCAAGGCAUUCGCAGCAUUACCAAGAGAACUUAUGGAUAAGUGUUAUCAUCAACAUAUUGUUCACAUGUCGGCUGAUAAUGUACUUCAAACGAUAAUGGAUUGUGAUAAAUUAUUAGCAACUCUUCCUAAUGUACGGUGGGCAGAGCCAGUUUUUAGAAUGGUUUCUAAUCUUUUAGAAGCUGCUUUAAAAUUUCUUUCUGACAAUUUUUCAAGUGUUUUAAGUAAUGAUAGUUUUCAAGCUCUUGGAAGAGACCUUACUUGGAACAUUAGUCGAUUAGAAGAUAAUGUUCUUUCAGCAGCUGAUCAAUUACCUCCUGAUCAAGCAUGUAAAAGUUACACCAAAUUACACAAACUAUUAACAACGAUACAUUCAGAUGAGCUACAGAAACCACAAUGGGGAUCAUUAUUUAUUGAUUUUCUAGAAAAAAUUCAAAGUAGAGUCGAAAAAUGUUUAGUCAAAGAAGCUUCAAGAGCUGCAAGAACAACUACAUGGUUAAAAAUGGAUCUUGAAUUGAGAAGGAGAAUUCAAGAACUUGCUUGUUUAGUGAUUCUUCCACAUGAACCCUUGAAAAAGUCUUCGAAACAUUCUAAUUUAGUUCAGGAUUCCAAAACUCCAUCGAAUCGUAAUGUAACUAAUCGAAAUUUAGAAUCAAAAAAAGGAAAAAUGACUGCUACUGAACAAAAUAAUAAAGUAUUGAAGCCAUCAACUACUGCUCCGGUCAUUAAAAAAAUUCCACCAAAACCAAAAAGUGAUCCCAUGGAACGUAAAAUGCAAGAUGUCAAAUUUCUAGCAUCUGAUUCUGGAUUUAGACCUAAGUCGUGGCCGAAUAAAUUAGAGGUGAAAUCACGGUAUUUAGAACCAAGAAAUAAAUCAGUACCAAAAGAUACAACACAUCAAUCUUUGUCUGAGCGUGUAAAUAUUCAACAUCGCCGAAAAAUUAUCAUAUCGUCAUCUGACUCAUCAAGAACAUCAAGUCCUGCCAUGAAACGCGCAGUAGAUAAGAAACCAAUCACAAAGUUAAAAGUUGCAGCAAAGAAGGAUGUAAAAGCUUUAUCUUCAGAUAGUUUAGCCGAUUCUACUGGUGUGAAGUCUACUCCUAAAAGAGAAGGUACGAGUAAAAGUUGCGGAAUUACUCGUCCAGAGUCUCCAUCUCUUCAAUCUAAAGAUCCAGAAAUUGGAUUAUCAGUCGAUUCUUUAGCAGAGCCCAAGAAAAAAACUUUAACUGUGAAAAAAUCUAGUAAGAUGGAUACUUCAAUGUCUGCUGAUAGUUUGAUGACUGAAGUAACAACUCCAAAAUCUGUGAUUUCGACUAAAGUGUCUCCAACGCUAGGAAGACCUACAGCUAAAAGUUUAGCAAUGGAACGUGCUAAAAAAUCAUCUCCUCCAGUGAAUCAAAAAAGUCCUUUAUCCGUUACUCGUAGAGCUAGUCGAUCUAUAGAAAAUUCCACGGCUGCUAGUCGUAAUCGAGUAGCAGCGAUUAAUGCUUAUCAUGGUCCUCCUAAUUUAAGGAAAAACCUUUUAGAUGCUGCAAAAACUCCAGAUAUUUCUAGUAAAAUGAUGAAUGGUGUUAUUCCUAAAGUUAAUUCACGUCAAAGUUUACCUUCUACCAGUACUCUACCUGCUCUAAAACGUGAUAAAAAAGAUACUAAUCCUUCUAGUAGUGAAAGCCCGAGCAAGCAAUCUCCAAAAUCUAAUGGAACCAAUAGGCCAAGUCGGGCAAUACAAGCAAAUAAAAAACCUUUGGCAAAAAAUACAGAAGUGCCGAAAAAAUUCAAAUAUCAGAAUGGAGAUGUUAUCAAACAACUGACUGUUGGUUCAAGAUCUGGAACAUUUUUAAAAGACGAACCUACGAUACUAAAAAAAUCUGAUAUGAAAACAACUCAAGUGGCAUCUUAAAAAAAUAAGGAUAAACAUUCAGAAAAUUCGAAAAAAUGAAAGCUAAGUAAAUAAAGUUUAUAAAUGAUUGCUAAAUUUGGUUUAAAAAAAAAAAUUAAUAGGUGUUUAUAAAAAGUUAUCAAAGAAGAAAGUUUAAUUUUUUUUUUUUUCAAAUUUUGUGAUCAUUGAUACAAAUUUAAUUGAUUGAUUCAUAAAGACUCGUGAAAAGUGAUAAUUCCUAUAGGGAAUCUUGAUUAAUAAUAAAUAUUUAACCGAUAAGUUGUAUGCUGAGCACCAGAUAAUUAAAAUAGGUUUGAAUCGAAAAAUAAUAAGUAGCAUUUAUUAAAACGUCUCAAACUGUAUCGAAAAUGAGUGCUAUAUUUAUUAAAAAUAUUAAUCAUGUUUUGACUGCUUAGUCUUUUUGCAAAACUUAAAAUAACAUUUAAGUAGUAUAAUCAAUAUUUAUUUUAUAUUCUAUUGAAUAAAUAUGUUCAAUUAAUGCUAAUACACAUGAUUAUGAAUCAUUACUCUAAGCAAUUCGAUUCUAUCGUUGUAUUGAUUCCUCAUGAUGAGCUAUUUAUCACUAACUUUAUCAUUAAAUGGCUGCAUACUUAGGAAUAACAAGUAAAAUAGAUAAUAUGGCCAGUUUGUUAUUAAUAUAUUAGAAUUUUUCACUAUUUGUUAUUUUCACGCAGAGCCAUAUUUAUUAAAUUGUGUAUUUAGACAUUACGAGUGGUCAUAUAUAUUAUUAUAGUAUAUAAAAAACGUGGGAACGUUCGUCUCAUCAUACGGUGUUUAUACAUACAUAUAUUUAUUUAAAAAUAAAAUUCAUGAUUAAAGAUUUAUACUUCUAUAUUUCCAGUGGACUGAUUGCUAUUAUCUUAUUUCAUUCCAUUGAAAAUCGGUGCACAUACUUUCCAAGAUACUUUUCCAAAUUUUUCAUACUUCUUUAUCUAUAAUUCUGUGUAAAGUUUUACCUCAUUUUCAAACAUGUAUAUAUUACCACUUGAUAUGCCUUAAAUCGAUUAAUUAUUUUUGUUUUUUACAAGUAUAAAUUGUUUUUUGAAUAUAUUUUCGGCAUUUUCAAUUGUAAAAACGUUGCCAUAAAUUUAUGUACAUUGUUUAUAACUUUUUUUUACAUUAUUUAAUUUAAAUGGGCUCGAACAAAGAAUAUAUAUUGAUUUAAUAUACAUAGAUAAAUAUAUAUUAUUUGCCAAUCGCAGUAUUGAAUUAUCAUGCGGGCAUGUAAAGAUUGGCAACUUUCCAAUAUAUUCAACCGUUAAAAACUAACGUUGGAAAAAUAUUAUUAAUUAGCUCCUAUGAACUCUACGUAGUUAUAUUUAUUUACUGGAUCUUUAUAUUUUUUGCAAUGUAAAUUUUUAUGCAAUA
Chelonus insularis is the source of this 8077-nucleotide messenger RNA. RefSeq lists its product as uncharacterized. Lineage: Eukaryota; Metazoa; Arthropoda; Insecta; Hymenoptera; Braconidae. The coding region runs from base 245 to 6709 and encodes 2154 amino acids. The transcript is spliced from 6 exons. Gene Ontology annotation, molecular function: protein binding. The record is from RefSeq and is a predicted model, not a curated record.